AUGGCCCAGUUUUAUCCCAUUGGGAAGCUGGGAACGCCCUGGGGGCCCCUGGAGCGGCAGGAGUGGCUGGCGAAGCAGAGCAUCCAGCGGUCCUACCAGGAGGAGGUGCUCUCCAAGAUCCAGAAGUUGGCAGGCGAUUUCGAGGUGGUGCAGUAUGGCGCCCUCUCCUACGACACAGAGAAGUACCCCCUCUUCGCCCUCAAGACGCCUGGCUUUGGUAAGACCGGAAAGCCCUUGGUUUUGGUCACUGGCGGGGUGCACGGCUAUGAGACCAGCGGGGUACAAGGUGCGCUGAGGUUCCUUGAGACACGAGCCAAAGAGUAUGCUGCGGACUUCGACAUUAUGGUGGCUCCCUGCGUCAGCCCUUGGGGGUAUGAGACCGUCAACCGCUGGAACCCGAAUGCUGUGGACCCCAACCGAUCCUUCAAGAAGGACACAGACUCGGAAGAGGCUGCUGCUGUCCUGAAGCUGGUCUCCAGCAUCGAGUUGCCAGUAGUGCUGCACAUGGAUCUCCAUGAAACCACUGACACCGACGAAAGCGAGUUUCGGGUUGCAAAAGCCGCGCGUGACGGCAAGGAGUCACACGAGCCAGACGUGGUGCCAGAUGGCUUCUACACAGUGGGCGACACCGAGAACCCACAGGCAGAGUUUCAAGCUGCCAUCAUCGAUGCCGUGCGAAAGGUCACCCACAUCGCACCUCCCGACCCGAAGGGCCGCAUCAUCGGUGAGCCCAUUUGCCAAGAAGGUGUCAUCAACUACCCCAUCAAGACCUUCCACGUUUGCAGCAGCAUCAUCACUGGGGCAAAGUUCGUGAGCACCACGGAGGUUUAUCCCGACAGCCCAAAGGUCACGGACGCCUUGUGCAACGAAGCUCAGGUCGCAGCAGUGUCUGGUGCGCUGGAGUUUGUCAAGCAGAGCAUCCGUGCCGAGACGGCCACAGCUCAGGCGUAG
Molecule: messenger RNA, 951 nt
Organism: Symbiodinium necroappetens
Lineage: Eukaryota; Dinophyceae; Suessiales; Symbiodiniaceae
Source: the annotation of a GenBank genome assembly